CCAACGUUAAUUAGAAAUUUCAAUUCUAUUCGACCCAAAACGUGCGAUUUGACGCGAAUUGAACGUCACCGGAAUCGAAUUAACUCCAAUAUCACAGAGCAUUACUAACAAAAAAAAUCAAGUAGUAUAAAAUCAGGAUGUCUUGUAGGACUAUGGACCAUCCAUACCAUCCUUAUCACAGGCAUGUACAGGAUGUUAUGUCUCAAAUUAUGCAAACUACCGCCCCUAGAAUUUAGUGCCAGAGAACACGUUCGAGAACACCCUGUAUAAUAACUGUAGGUACACAAUGAGCAUUGAUAUCUUGAUGACCAGGUCUUCUGAUGUUCGGAGUCUUUACCAGUUAUUUUGUGAAAGUCUGGAGGAAAGCGCGCGCUCGCGGUGCAAGUUGAAAAAGCGGCGCGCUCGAAGAGAAAGUUGACAGUCGCUACCUCAGCCGUCGCGACGCCGGACGUUCGAAUUCGAAGCGCCGCGCUUUCGCAUAUAUGCACAUGUCAGGACGGGCGUUGCAACGGGAGCGGGACUUUUUUCGAAACGGGUUUUUUCGGGCGGGUUUUUUCUACUGCGAACCGGAGAGUAUUUAUAUGAGGGGUGUUCGAUAAAUUGCGUUCGUAUAAAAAAAAUGUGUCGUCGCGUCGGAGUGGAAUUUUGAAGUUUGGAUUUUUUUCGAGGUUGCAACCUGGGUUCUUCCGACCCGCGCAGGUCCAAGAAAGCGACGCGUCGAUCGUCCGCAGGCGUACCGACGACGACGGCGACUUCCCCGGAGGGCGUUGGAUCCGGUACCGCCGCCGUCUCGACGCCCCGUUCGCCCCGGCCGCCGGAGUACGUCGUCAGCGGCCAUGUGCACGCCGGUAUAUCGAACAUAAUGGGAACAGGGCCACAGUGGCUUUCACGGCAUGGAGGUGGAGGUACGCGAAGAGGCAUCUUCAGGACGUUCUUCGCGCUACCCCACCACGCUACUGAGCAACAACACGCCAGAUUAUCCUGUCGCAGAUGCUCCAGUGGUGGUCGUCCGUGUCGAAGAAGUGCUACUGGUGGCCCUGGUGCUGGUCAUCUGGGUGGCGGCCAUAGCGUUGUUCUUCAACCGUUGGGGCAAGAUCCGGAUGCUGGAGCCCUACCAGCCUAAGUUCCAUCAGCAGCCGCACCGGCCGUCGUGCCCGCUGGCGCCGCUCAGCCCGCCCGUCAUGUCGAAUCAAGUGAGCAUCGGCAGCAACGCCGCCGCGGCUCUGCCGACGAGGACUCAGAAAGCUCCGACAGCCAGAAUGUCGUUCUCUAAAUACAACGUCAACGCGUUGACGGACCCGCUGUCCGUCCUUCCGUCUCCGAUCAUCCGCCGCCCCCGGCAGAAUUCGGUAUUCGUCGGCAGCUCGACGGUGGCCAUGCUGAACCCGCCGCCGAGACGCGUCAAAUCCGCCAUCGACAUACAACACCUGGUGGUAAACGAGCACAGUCCAACGGCUUCCCUCAAAGGUAAUAGAAAAGGUUCGAUCAUUCCCAUACUGAACAAGGACCGCCGCCCGUCGCUGAUAACCAUCGAACGGCCGUACUACGCGCGCCACCACCGGCCGUCGAUCAACAUCGAACGGCCGUUCGUCCACCAGCCGCGCUCCAGGAGGCAGUCGUGCUUCGCGGAGCGGUCGCUCGGCCGCCACCGGAACUUCAUCAGCUUCGAGCACGCCGCGGAGAGGCGCGCCCAGCCGUCGUGCAGCUUCCAUCCGACCAUCAGCUUCGAGACGCCGAUGGAGUCGCUGGAGCCGGGCGUGCGGUCGCCGUCGCCGCCGCCGCCGCCGCCGCCGCCGAUCUGCACCGGCGCCAUACCGAAGGCGUCGCGCAGCUUCGAGCACGACAUGAACAGGGACAGGCCGAAGGCGGAGUGGAGCUCGCACAGCUUGGACGUGAGCGCGAUCAGCUUCGAUAGGAGGAGCUCGAUCGUGGAGGAGGAUCGGGGAUCGCCGGUGUUCGUGAAUUUGGAUGAUGUGAAGAUCACGGCGCCGCUGUUGGAGGGGUUGAAAAGUUCCGAUGUUUGAUAAUAGUUGUGAUAAGUAUAAAUAUUUUUGUAUGUAAUAGGUGAAUAGAUUUCUGUUUGGUUCGUGCAAUUGAUGGGUUCGGUUUGGUUUCUUCGGUGCUCGUUCGGGAAACCGGGGCAGAGUAAUAAUAAUAAAAAUCGUUUGCAUCGAUAAGCUGAAAGGGAGACCAAUGAAUUUUAUAAAUUUUAAUCUGUAUACAAUACAAUACUGUAGCAUUAACAACUUUUAAUUGUUGGUACCACAAAAAUAUGUGUCGCGUUACCAUUUUAAUCAACCAGAUAUAUUGAUAAAAAAUGGCAGGAACAAUAAAUUAGGCUUUUAACAAAAGUCUUCAAUUUGGCCCGUUUUACGAUUUAGAAAAAUAAAUUAGACCACAAUAUUUACUGCAGCAAUAUUUUCCAGUACGUUGUUAAAAUAUUUUAAAGCUCGAAUAAAAUUGCCGCAUUUAUACGCUUUUUAGUACCGAAAUAUUAACAAGUUUUACGGGCUCGAAUAAAAAUCUCCACCGAUGGAAGUACCUUUUUUAGAUAUAUUUUGUGUUAAUAUUUAUGAAAUCGGCCCCGAAUCGAUAAUCCAUUAAAUGUGUGUAUUUUACGAAGUAUAAUGUCUAAAUUACGUGCUGUUGUCAAGUAAUAUUUUUUAUAUUAUAUUUCAUUACCUCUAAAUAAAUCAAUAAUAAUAGGAUUGUUGGUAUUUAGCAGUUCAUACAAACAUAAAUUAUUAACUAUAAAAACAGUAUGAGCGUAUGAUAAUACAAUUUAUGCAUUACCUGAAUUUUAAAAAGUCUUGCCUGCCACAUUCUGCAUGAUUCUUUUCAAAAUAAAAUAUCAAAACACUCAGAAAGAGCUCUGGAUAUUUCUUUAACAAACAAACGAAGCCAAUUUUUCGUCGACUUCAAAAGAAAUAAGAAGCUUAAAAGGACGCCCUUUUAUAAAGCUCUCUACUUAGAAGUAAAGUUUAAUAAACACUUUUAAAGAUCCUAGACUCUUUUUUUGAACAUGCGAUGAGACGCAAAAGUUAAUAUCAAACUAAUCUAAUACAUGAAUAAUAAUUUUGAACAUUUUACCGUGAUAAAAUCUAUUAUUUAUAGAGAAUACUGAUGGUUUUUCGGUAUUAUCCAUGUUGGUUCUAAAAGGUAUAUUUUUUGCUCCGGCAUAAACAUAGGGAACUUUCGUUUAACAUACAUACAUUCGUAGAAAUGUUUGCACUCUCGCCAUGCGAACAUUUAAUCAUGGAUUAUUAAUGGAUUAUUGAUUGAAACCGAUAAAAGUUUAACGAAAUUUCGUGUUCCAGUUUACGGAUAGAAAAGUACUAACAUCAGAGACACGAAGCAAAUGUUAUUCACUCUAUUUAUUUUCACAGAGAUGCUCAAUGUGUAUUUUUUUACAAUUUGAAUUGCUGACGUAAAAUUAACAUUUAAUUCAAAUUUAUUCAUUAUAUUAGAUAGAAACGUUUGCUUAAAUGAAGGUACAUUUUCUUAAAUUUAAAUUUUUAAAUACCUAUCUAUAAUUUAUUAACCUCAUUAGGAAUUUUGCAUGGAUAUUAUAACAAAAUUGUAGAUUAUAAACGACAACUAGUUUUAGCAUAUCAUAAUUCAUAUUCAUUAUCUAGUUUGUUUUAAUAUUCAAAUAAUACUCAAUGAGAAUGAUUCAUUAAUAAAAGCCGUAUAGAAGGUUGAAUUCUAAGGUUUACGAUAAUAAUAAAUAAACAAGUAUAAACGUAUGUACAGUGUACAGGGUGCCCCAACACAAACGCCAAAUUUUGGUCCACCCUGUAACUUAGCGAUAAUUAUUUUUUUAAAUGUAGCACAAUUAAAUUACAUUUUCUUACUGCACGAUGAAAUAAAGUCUUUUAAGUUAGCAAAAGGAGUGCUCAGUUGAAACGAGUGGAGGGCAAUUUUCGAAAAAUCACCCUCGGCUGUUUACUGAAAAGCAUGAUUUAUUAAAAUUUUGAUGCUUCGAGAACCGUGGAUCAAUGAUGAAAACAUCCAUCCGAUCUUUUGUACAAAAAUUUAACUCCUAUUCUAAUAUCCCAUGUUCGUAGUAAAAUUAUAUUUAAAUUGUGAUAUAUAACCGUAUAAACGAUAUUUAAAUAGGACCAAUUAGAUUUAACUGACGGAAACGAAAUUGAAAUAAUUACAAUUUUAGCUAUCAACUUAAUAAAAAAUUAUUAAACCAUGAAUAUUUUAUACUUCUUCGUAUUAAUUUUUGAUUAUUGUAAUUAACAAUUCUAAUAGAGCGUUACAAAAUAUAUUUCAAUUAUCAAGUGCUAUUAAAACGUGAUAGCUGGUUGCAAUUAUUUGAAAUUUAUGCAUACUACAGUUAACAAUUAUUUUGUUAUUUGAUUACACAAUUUACUUACAAAUUUAAUAUUCCAAUUGUAUAAUUCAACGUCAAUGUUUACGAAUGAAACAAAAAUAUAUUUUUAAACUUCAAAAUUCUACUUUUUAGCGUUAAAAAGCAUAAAUAACUAUUUAGACCAAUACUGUUAAUAAAUACAUAUUAUUUAAAAAAAGAAGUGAUAGAAAAGUCUAUUUAAAAUUUAGAAAAUGUUAGAAACUAUAUACUAUUUACCUACUAAUAAGCGACAUUAUAUUAAUGUAUUGGUACUGAGAUAUUGUUAAUAAUUAGAUCAACGUAAAUUAUCAAAACGUUUAAUAAAAAUAUAUCUAAA
Messenger RNA from Phyllotreta striolata, 4697 nucleotides. The record is from the annotation of a GenBank genome assembly. Lineage: Eukaryota; Metazoa; Arthropoda; Insecta; Coleoptera; Chrysomelidae.